AUGGCUGUGUCCGAGACUAUUGUGGUUAUAGGUGCAGGUGUCGUCGGACUAUCAACCGCCCUAUGCAUUCAAGAAUGUCUUAAGCCUUCGCAGUCGGUGCUUUUAGUAGCGAGGGAUUUCCCGUCUGACACUUCUGUCAACUAUGCAUCGCCAUGGGCCGGGGGUCACUAUCGGCCCGUGCCCGGCUCCUCCUCACAGGCGCUUCGGGAGGCAAGACAGGCACAGCGCACGUAUGAGUUUUUCAAGAGAGUAGCUGACAGUGAGCCGGCUGCUGGUAUCCUCUUCCUCAAGGGCGUGGAGCAUCUCGAGGCUCCGCCGCCCGAGUACCUGGACUCCCAGAGUGUGCGCAAUGUCUAUUCCCACUUGGAUGGUUUCCGACACUUGUCGAAUGAUGAACUACCCGCAGGCGUACAAUGGGGUGUUGAGUAUAGUACCUACGUGGUGAACUCGCCUGUAUAUUGUGCGCACAUGCUGCGCAAGUUCAUCUUGAAAGGCGGCACCACGAAACGAUAUACCCUCGCACAUCUAAAAGAGGCCUUUUCUCUUGCUACAAAUGUCAAGACAGUCGUCAACUGCUCCGGUCUCGGCUUCGACGAUCUAAAGUCCUUCAUUAUCAGAGGCCAAACGUGCCUAGUCCGAAACCCCGUCUCGGCAACAAUCACCCGCCAAAACACCGACGGCUCCUGGUCCUUCUGCAUCCCGCGCCCGCUAGACGGAGGUACAGUCAUUGGCGGCACUAAGCAACCGCACAACUGGGACCCUAACCCAUCUCCAGAAACCAGAGCGCAGCUUCUUGCAAAUGCCUCGAAAUGGUUCCCUUUCACCACCGAGAGUGGGGGCCAAUUCGAUGUCAUCCAGGACAUCGUGGGGCGACGACCCUCCCGCGAAGGCGGCAUGCGGAUCGAGAUCGAGAAGCUGGAACGUGAGAAGCAGAUAGUUCAUGCCUAUGGAGCUGGUGGGCGGGGCUUUGAGCUCUCGCGCGGUAUUGCGGAGGAUACAGCUGCAUUGAUGCUGAAGAAUGGAUUGCUGAGGGAGAGAGCAGCGCUGUGA
This is a messenger RNA of Penicillium maclennaniae, 1050 nucleotides long. Its product is annotated as FAD-dependent oxidoreductase. Gene Ontology annotation, molecular function: FAD binding; D-amino-acid oxidase activity. The transcript has 3 exons. The record is from RefSeq and is a predicted model, not a curated record. The coding region runs from base 1 to 1050 and encodes 349 amino acids. NCBI's taxonomy places the organism in Eukaryota, Fungi, Ascomycota, Eurotiomycetes, Eurotiales, Aspergillaceae.